CACACACCCGCCGCGCGGCCAGGGGCCAGCGUCUCUCUCUCUCUCUUUCUCUCUCUCUCCCUCUCCCCGUUUUCCCUUCACACUUUCCGGUCUCACGCGCGUCCCCGGUGAACUUUUCCCUCCCGUGAAAAGUGACCGACAACUAACCGGAUUUACCGGGGUGUGACCGAGCAGCUCGCGGCCGGACCUGCCGUGAUUCGCCGCCCCGGCACACACCGAGCAGCGGGCCGCAACUUUCCUCGGCCGCCCGUUACCCUCUCCGGGCUGUGACGUCAGUACCGGGAAAAAGUUUGGAGCGGGCCGCCGGUUCACCGGAGGAGACGAUAACCGACCGGAACCACGGCCGCUCCACUCGCGUGCCCGCUGCUCGUAGUUCGGUUGUUUCCCCGUGCACGCGGAGAUGGGGACGAUGUGAGCGGGUCAGCGCGUGGCCUCCACGAGACUCUCGGUUAUCUCCGGUAGAGGUGGAGUGGGUGGAGCUGAACGAUGGCGAGUGCGUCAGUGAAGGUGGCGGUGCGAGUCCGUCCGUUCAACUCCCGAGAGACGGGACGCAAUGCUAAGUGUGUGAUCCAGAUGCAAGGAAACACCACGUGUAUCUCCAACCCCAAACAACCCAAAGAUGGAGCCAAGAACUUCUCUUUUGACUAUUCCUACUGGUCACACACGACGAAUGAUGACCCCUGCUUUGCCUCUCAGAGGCAGGUGUAUAAAGACAUUGGAGAGGAAAUGCUGCUUCACGCCUUUGAAGGAUACAAUGUGUGUAUUUUUGCGUACGGCCAGACGGGUGGAGGAAAGAGUUACACCAUGAUGGGCAAACAGGAGCCUGGACAGGAGGGGAUCAUCCCACAGCUCUGUGAAGAACUAUUUCAGAGAACAGGAGAAAACGCAGAUCCUGACCUGACGUAUUCUGUGGAGGUGUCCUACAUGGAGAUCUACUGCGAGCGGGUCAGAGAUCUGCUAAACCCAAAGUCCCAGGGGACUCUGCGGGUUCGAGAGCAUCCCAUUCUGGGGCCGUAUGUUGAGGACCUGUCCAAACUCGCUGUGACCGGAUUCACCGACAUCCGGGACCUGAUGGAUGCCGGCAACAAAGCGCGGACAGUUGCGGCCACAAACAUGAACGAGACCUCGUCCAGGUCACACGCCGUCUUCACCAUUGUCUUCACCCAAAAACGACGAGACCAGAUGACCAGCCUGGACACUGAGAAGGUCAGUAAGAUCAGUCUGGUCGACCUGGCUGGAAGCGAGCGAGCUGACUCGACGGGGGCUAAGGGCACCAGGCUCAAGGAAGGAGCGAACAUCAAUAAAUCUCUCACCACAUUGGGAAAGGUGAUAUCCGCUUUGGCUGAAAUGCAGAGCAGUAAGAAGAGGAAAAGUGAUUUUAUUCCCUACAGAGACUCUGUGCUCACCUGGCUACUGAAGGAAAACCUGGGAGGAAACUCUCGAACGGCCAUGAUUGCUGCUCUAAGUCCUGCUGACAUCAACUAUGAAGAAACACUGAGCACCCUGAGAUAUGCUGACCGUGCCAAACAGAUCCGUUGUAACGCUGUGAUCAAUGAAGAUCCGAACGCCCGACUGAUCAGAGAGCUGAAGUCUGAAGUGGAACGACUGAGAAACCUGCUCUUCUCCCAGGGCCUGCAGGAACUGCUGGAUAACGCUGCCAACAACAACAAUGGCCCUGCUGGUGUUGCAGAUGUGUGCCCCUCCCCCCUGCAGCUGGCACUUGCAGCCAAUGGAAUCACACCUCAGAAUGGCUCCGCCCCUUCAGUCUCAAGUGAGGCGUCGUCCUCGGGGGACGCAGCUGCUGACCCAGAGGACCUGAUCGAGGAUGGAGAAGACGGGGAGGAGGCCAUCAGCAAAGAGGAGGCGGCUGAGAGACUGAUGGAGACGGAGAAAUUCAUCGCUGAGCUAAACGAGACGUGGGAAGAGAAACUAAGAAAAACAGAAUCCAUACGCCUGGAUAGAGAGUCCCUGCUGGCAGAAAUGGGCGUUUCCAUCAAAGAGGACGGAGGAACGUUGGGAGUCUUCUCUCCUAAAGGAACUCCUCACCUGGUCAACCUGAAUGAAGACCCUCUGAUGUCUGAGUGUCUCCUCUACUACAUCAAGGAGGGUUUCACCAGGGUUGGACAACAGGACGUGGACAUUAAACUGUCAGGAGACUUUAUAAAGGAGAUUCACUGUGUGUUCGUCAGCGAGCUCAACGAGCAGGGAGAAGUGGUGGUCACUCUGGAGCCAUUAGUUGGGGCGGAGACGUACGUGAACGGGAAAGAGAUCGAUGAGGCAGUCGUCCUCAAACAAGGUAACCGCAUCGUGAUGGGGAAGAACCAUGUGUUCCGCUUCAACCACCCGGAGCAGGCCAGGCUGGAGAGGGAGCGCAGUGUGACAGCCGAGCAGCAGGAGGAGCCAGAGGACUGGAACUACGCUCAGAAAGAGCUGCUGGAGAAACAAGGCAUCGACAUCAAACUGGAGAUGGAGAAGAGGCUGCAGGACAUGGAGACUCAGUAUCGUAAAGAGAAGGAGGAGGCUGAUCUGCUGCUGGAGCAACACAGGCUGUAUGCCGACAGUGACAGCGGUGACGACUCAGACAAACGCUCCUGUGAGGAGAGCUGGAGGCUGAUUUCCUCCCUGAGAGAGAAACUACCUGCCAACAAGGUCCAGUCCAUCGUGAAGCGCUGUGGUCUGCCCAGCAGUGGGAAGAGGAGGGAGCCGCUCAGAGUCUAUCAGAUCCCUCAGAGGAGGAGGAUCAGCAAAGACCCCAAACGGGUCACCAUCGAAGACCUCCGCAUGCAGGCCGUCAAAGAGAUCUGCUACGAGGUGGCUCUGGGAGAUUUCCGUCACUCCCGCCAGGAGAUCGAGGCGCUGUGCAUCGUCAAGAUGAAGGAACUCUGUCGCAUGUACACCAAGAAGGACGCCAACGAGAGGGAGAGCUGGAGGGCCGUGGCCCAGGACGUAUGUGACACCGUGGGCAUUGGAGAGGAGAGGAGCCCCCCCGCGGAGGAGGGAGGAGGAGGAGGAGGAGGAGGAGGAGGAGAAGGGGGAGCAGGAGAGACGGGGGAGGGAGGAGAGAAAGUAAAAGUGUACGACCUGAAGGCUCACAUCGAUAAACUGACAGACAUUUUGGAGGAGGUGAAGCUGCAGAACAACAUGAAGGACGAGGAGAUCAGAGCUCUGAGAGACAGAAUGAUCAAGAUGGAGAGCAUCAUACCUGUGCAGGAGGACGACAUGAAUGGAGAAGAAGAGGAGGGUGAUCAGAGAGACGGGGAAGAAGGCAGUGAUGAUGUCCCCAAACAGCCGGAGGUCAGAGUUAAGCGGCUGAUGGACGAGGACCCGGCGUUCAGGAGAGGGCGCCUCCGCUGGCUGAAACUGGAACAGCAGAGAAUCCUGAACCUGCAGCAGCAGAACAUCACCAAGAAGCUCCGAGGACAGAACCAGACCCAGGGUCCGAACACCCCCAUCGUCCCUGUUCACCUCCCGGGGACCGGCCGCUUCAUCCCCCCCCAGGAAUGCAAACUGAAGUUCCCCUUUAAGAGUAACCCCGCCCACCGCUUGUCAUGGGGACCAGCCAGCGCCGCCCUGCAAGCCCUGGGUCUCGGGGAAGGUGGAGGAGAUGGAUGGGAGGAGGGGGGGGUAAUGGAAGGUAAAACGUCUCCAUCACCUCCUCCCCCUCAGUUGCACUCUCCUGCUCUCUUGCCCCUCCCCUUCCAGGUCCCGCCCCCUCGCAUGCGCACCCCCAGCCCCCAUCGCGCCUGGCAGCAGCGCAAUCCAGGCAACCAGGGUCACCAGGGCGGCUUCAACUACCAUCAGCAGGGCAACAACUACCAUCAGCAGGGCAACAACCACCAUCAGCAGGGCAACAACCAGAACCACCAGCGCCGCCAACGCCGCAACUCUCUGGAUAGCUCCACCCAUGGCAACAGCAGCUACGACAGCGACCAGCAUCACGGUGGUGGUGGCGGUCACCAAGGGCGACCACGACAGAGGAGGGGGGUGUCCCCAGGGCCUGGAGGGGAGUGGGGGGGCGGUAGAGGAGGAGGAGGAGGAGGUGGUGGUGGUGGUGGUAGUGGUAGGGACGGGAGAGACAGAGACGGAAGCUUCCAUUUUAAUCAUCAACAGCACCAUCAGUUCCACCACCACCCCUACUACAAUCCCCACAAUGCACCAUUCCAGCCAGGACCUCAUCCUAACUACCACAGCUUGCCACGCUCGUGCCCGCCCCUUCCCGACAUGCUGAUUGGGGCAGGCCCACCGCCGGGGGGGUGGGGCUUCACCACUCCUCCGAGGAUGAGACGACAGUUCAGUGCACCGGACCUCAAACAAAACAAGGAGACGCCCAUCUGACCUCUGACCUCCGACACAUGGACAACUCUGAUUGGUUAAAGGGCACAGGGCGGUCCUCAUGCUGUAGAGAUGCGUGUGCGUGCGUGUCUGUGUGUGUGUGUGUGUUUUGCUGCACUUUCCUAGACUGAGUCAACCUAUCACACACAUCCUGUAUCUUCAAUCCUGCUGUGUGCGUGUGCGUGUGUGUGUGUGUAGCUUUUACGUUCACAGGUUAGCUGUUGCCAUUGCAACACUGUUUUAUUUUUUGCUGUUGGUUGGAUUGUCAAACAAGAUGGAAGUUUAUUAUGUAAUGACUUAGUUUUAUUGGUCCUCCAUAUCGAUUGAAGUUGUUGUCACGAUCAGUCAUUUAUCACGAGGUGCUAACGUGUUAGCUCCUGAGGCUACUUCGUGGUAGCAGAAGAUGAAAAAGAUGAAGAGCGUUGGGUUGAGUUUUAGGGCAGAGCGGAUGUUUGCACUUACACACACUUCAGUUUUUGCUCCUUUGUUUUAGCUGCUGUUAGCCCAGGAGGCUAACGACAGCUAACUAGCCUGAUUCAGCCUGAGCAUUCUGUGUUAGCUUGGGCUAGCCAGUUAGCAUAAGCAAGGAGCAAGGGACAGCUCUUUAGCUUUUCAGGCUAAUAGGUUUAGCCUAGCCCAGCCAAGGCAGCAUUCAUGUUAUAUGGGAACUACAGGUUGUGCGACUUUGAUUUCUACACAUUGAACUCAGUUUAGUUUUACAUUUAUUUUUAGAUUGAAACUGUUUAUGAACUUAACAGAAAUAUAUUGAGGAGAGCUAACAUUUGGGAAUGAAAGGCUAGUUGACCAUGUUUUAGCAUAUAUACUCCAAGUUUUCGCGUUCUGAAGAAAGACACAAAGACGCGAAAGAUGGAAUCGGAGUUGAAUGUUUUGGGUGUUUUUUCUGUUGUUGAAGCAGAGGUCGUACGCAAUCUUGAUCCUCCCAUGUGACUUGAAUGCUGAGUCGCUACAAGUGCUACAAACCAAAGAAAGCUGCUGUGUGGCGCCGCCUGCAGGUGAGCCGACGGCCACACUGCUGUACAGACAGACGGGGUCGAGGAAGUUGUAAAUGUUGAUGCGACUUGCACGCAGAAUCGUUUUAAAGCGUGAUGUGUGUAUAUUUGAUUUGAGUUUCUAUGAAGAUGAAUCUAUUUUAAGAAAAACACUCGUGCUGAGUUCACUAUCAUAGGCAAUCGUGGGAGAAGCAGUAAGUGAGAGCUAAUGUGCGAUGAAGUAAUCACGGUGGAUUAUAGUUAAUGUAGGGAUGUGUGAGGAGGGAACUCUGGGAAAUGUAGUCAGAGAGAGGAGUUUGAAUAGAGAAGGCAGAGAGUGAAGAGAAGGAGAUUUUGUUUUGAUGCUUUCCUCCAUCAGGACCUGACACUACUUCAUAUUGAAUUUGUCCUGAAGAGACGAGGAGUGAACACUGACUUCUUGCAACGAUAGGAAGAUGAAACUGUGGCUUCCUCUCGUUUGAGAGUCACUUUAAAGACUGACUUUUUUUUUUUCUUCCAUAUAAUGACAGAGAAGCCAGAUAUUUGUUUUCAGCUGCGUCCGACUGAGCUUUAACAGACUUUUUUUAGUUUACUCCUGUGAAUAACAAGAAUCUUUAUUAUUGAUGAAUCAAUAAAUGUUCAAAAGAGAGUUACAAAAAAAGUCUGAGGGUGAAGUCGAAAACAUUUUAAGACGGAGAAAAGCUGAAUUGAUUUAUGACUGACCGGAUUGACAGUUAAACAGAUUAUUCUGUCGUUCGCUGAAUCGUUUCAUCUCUAAAAAGGUUUGCAAAGUUCUUGCUGCUGCGUUCCCCUCUGAAAUGUAGGAUGUUGUAAAAGCAGCUGAACGUAGCGGUUGAGUUUUAAUGCCCAGCAAACAACAAAAGGUUUACUGUCAGGAGGGGCAGGGCGUUAAAACCCCAACACCCCCCCCCCCCCCCCCCCACAUAGUAAGGCAUUGUGGGAGAUGACGAUUGGAGUUUUUGUGCUCCCUGACCGUUAAGACCUUCUCACAAAGAAGGUCAGAAACCAACCAAUGGGAAACGCUCCCUCUGGUUGGGAGGUAGUUGCCACAAUAUUGGUGACAAAAACACAGGAAUUGAUUAUGAUUGGCCCAAGAAGCGUGACAUCAGCAGAUCUUAAGUUCCACCUUGUUUCGCUCUGCUGUCUCUGGGAUCGUGGGACAAUCUGGAUGACCUGUUGCCACGGCCGGUCAUGAGGGGAAAAUACGUUUUCCUAUUUGUUUAUGGUUUUUAAGUUUUCCUAUUUUUUUUUUUUUCCAGCUCUGGUCUCUGAUUGGCUGGUUUUUACUUUUUCUCUUUGUGUAUUCAUUUCUUCCGGAGCGUUUUAACCCCGCCUCCAUGUUUUGUUUUUUUUGCUUCAUGAUGCCAUCAUCACUAUUAUUGAUAUAAUUAUGAAGUUUUAAGUGUCAUCAAUGUUGGGUCCUUGCUGCUAAAGGGAGAUUGUUCACCCUCAUGCAAAUGUCUGUGUGCAUGUGUGUGUGUCUGUUUGUGUGUGUGUGUGCCUGUCUCUGUGUGUGUGCGCAUUUCCUGGUUAAUUUAGAGUCAUAAUCAAAAGUUUGUUUUUUUCUUUAUAAAGCGGAUUUUAUUGUUUUUCUUUUACUCGUUUGUUUUUGGGAGCUCGGGGGGGGGGGGGGGGGGGGUCUGGCGGUUGUAGGAAGCCAUGGCAACUCCAACCUUCAAACCAUAAGAUCACAGCAUGAACAUGGACAUGAUGACAUCAGGCUGUAGCCCCCCUCCUAUUGGCUCGGUUGUUUGUGUGUCUGUGUUGUUGUAUCAGGAACCAAUCUCAGGCUCUACCUGCAGACAACAUGACGGCAAUAAAGUGUCGACAAACACGA
Molecule: messenger RNA, 7179 nt
Organism: Platichthys flesus (European flounder)
Lineage: Eukaryota; Metazoa; Chordata; Actinopteri; Pleuronectiformes; Pleuronectidae
Gene: kif1ca
Product: kinesin family member 1C, a
Exons: 29
Coding region: 487-4335 (1282 amino acids)
Biological process (GO): cytoskeleton-dependent intracellular transport; microtubule-based movement; vesicle-mediated transport
Cellular component (GO): dendrite; axon; microtubule
Molecular function (GO): plus-end-directed microtubule motor activity; microtubule binding; ATP hydrolysis activity
Source: RefSeq, a predicted model, not a curated record